AUGCUGGGUUACUUUUUCUCUCACUCACUCUCUUUUACCACUUCUUUCAUUACCACGUCUCUCACUCUUUCUCUUUCUCUCUCUCCGUGGUCAUAUUUUUGCUAUUUUCAUUUUUACUCGCUCUUAGUCUUUUUCUUCACUUUUAUGAUUCUCUCUCUCUCUCUCCCUCUCUCUAUCUAUCUAUCUAUCUCGACGUUUUUUACUCCUACUCACAUAAUACUCUCUCUCUCUUUUAUCUUUUAUUCCCAUUUCCUUUCUCACUCCUUAACACGCCAUACGUCUCUCUCGCUCUUUCUUGCUCUCUCUCACUCUCUCUCUAUCUCUCUAUCUCUCUGUAUCUGUCUAUCUACUUUUUAUCCUCACUUUUAUCGCUUUCUCUUUCUCACUCUCACCAUCUUUUAUCCGUACUUAAAUUUUUCAUUAUCUAUCUAUCUAUCUCUGGAUCUUUUAGCCUCAUUUUCUUCUCAGUGUUACUAUUGCGAUCUUUUAUCCCUAGUGCAUAUUUCGUUGCUCUCUCUCUCUCUCUCUCUCUCUCUCUCUCUCUCUCUCUCUCUCUCUCUCUCUCUCUUUCCUCUUCAUACACUUUCUCUCAUUAUCUAA
Messenger RNA from Acanthosepion pharaonis, 600 nucleotides. The record is from the annotation of a GenBank genome assembly. Lineage: Eukaryota; Metazoa; Mollusca; Cephalopoda; Sepiida; Sepiidae.